AUGAGGAAGCCGGAGAGCGGGGCGGCGGCGGCGGCGUGCGUGGGGAGCAAUGCGGGGGCGGCGGCGGCGGCGAAGCUGAGGAAGGGGCUGUGGUCGCCGGAGGAGGACGAGAGGCUGGUGGCGUACAUGCUGCGGAGCGGGCAGGGGUCGUGGAGCGACGUGGCGAGGAACGCCGGGCUGCAGCGCUGCGGCAAGAGCUGCCGGCUCCGGUGGAUCAACUACCUCCGCCCCGACCUCAAGCGCGGCGCCUUCUCGCCGCAGGAGGAGGACCUCAUCGUCAACCUCCACGCCAUCCUCGGCAACCGGUGGUCUCAGAUCGCUGCCCGGCUGCCGGGGCGCACCGACAACGAGAUCAAGAACUUCUGGAACUCCACCAUCAAGAAGCGCCUCAAGAUCACCUCCUCCUCGUCGGCGUCGGCGUCUCCGGCGACCACCGAGUGCGCCUCGCCGCCGGAGCACAAGCUCGGCGCCGUCGUCGACGCCGUCGUCGUCGGCGGCGGCGGCACAACCGCCGGCCAGCAGCUCGACGUCACCGCCGGCGGCGCCCACCAAGACGACGUCGGGGCUACGGCUACGGCCACGGCCACGGCGCAUGGACACCACCACGCAGCUGCCAUGAAGAGCAUGUGGGUGGACUCCUCGUCGUCGUCGUCCUCCUCCUCCUCCUCGUCAAUGCAGAGCCGGCCGUCGAUAAUGGCGGCGGCGGCGGUGGGUAGGAGCUACGGCGGCCAGCUCCUCCCCCUGCCCGACCAAGUCUGCGGCGUCGCUGACACGCCGCCGCCGUUCUUCCACGACCACCACUCUGUUUCUACCCCGUUCAAGCAUGGCUCUCACUCUCACCACGCAUUAUUUCAUGGAGGCUACUAUGGAUCAAGUGGCCACCACGGGAUCGCCAUGGAUGGAAGCUUCAUUGGAGGAGGAGGAGGAGGAGAUCACAGCAACAUCCUCUUCAGUGCAGUGUCACCAUUACUAGACUACCCCAGCAUAGAAGCAGCAGCAGCAGAAGACCACACCAUGAUCAACAUCAACAACAACCCUAAAACCGGCAGCAUCAGCAUCAGCAGCAACACAACUGCUGAGACAGCAGCCACACUGAGCAGUAACAUCACAGACAACAACAGCAACGGCAACAGCAACAUCAGGAACAGUAAUAACAACAUGAGCAGCAGCAUUAGCCUAAUGAACAGCAGCAACAUGGUCUACUGGGAUGAGGGUCACCACCACCAUCACCAACAGCAGCAGCAGCAGCACAUGAGCAGGAAUGUCAUGGGAGAGUGGGACUUGGAGGAAUUGAUGAAAGAUGUGUCAUCCUUGCCUUUCCUUGAUUUCCAAGUUGAAUGAUUGAGGGGGGCCCAAUCUUAAUUCUCCUAGAGCUGCAUGCUGUGUUGCCAAGGAGUAUAUAUACAUGCAUAUAUAUACAUAUAUACAUACAUACAUACAUACAUACACAUUGAAGGUAGUAUAUUUUUUUUCCUCCUUUGACACAUUCUUCUCUCCCAAUAUGUACAAGAUUUCUCACAACCACUUCACUUUUGAUCUUGCGUAUAUAUAAAUAUCUUCAAAUUCAUCCUUGUAUACAGAAUUACAUAUUCAUGUCAU
This is a messenger RNA of Oryza brachyantha (malo sina), 1599 nucleotides long. RefSeq names its product transcription factor MYB83. The transcript is spliced from 2 exons. The record is from RefSeq and is a predicted model, not a curated record. The coding region runs from base 1 to 1341 and encodes 446 amino acids. Lineage: Eukaryota; Viridiplantae; Streptophyta; Magnoliopsida; Poales; Poaceae.